Molecule: messenger RNA, 2224 nt
Organism: Orbicella faveolata
Lineage: Eukaryota; Metazoa; Cnidaria; Anthozoa; Scleractinia; Merulinidae
Product: testis-expressed protein 10-like
Cellular component (GO): nucleus; MLL1 complex
Source: RefSeq, a predicted model, not a curated record
CCUCAGUUUAAGCUAACUGGCCGGAUAACUGAUGCAUUUUUCUGAGAAGAUCAUGACUAUGACGACCUCAUGAACACCUCCAUCUUUGUUCCGCUUCUUGUCCCUCAGUGUGUGUUACAUGAAGUCAUCACUGAAUGGAGACCUUCAUAUUUGACGGUCUGAUUGUGCGCUUCCUCAGUAACGCAGAGCUGCUGCCUCAUCAUUCUGCCGGCGCACAAACACGUGUAAAGAGCACAUUUUGCAGAAGCAAUAACAACCUGGGAUUAUUCUUAGUUACACUUCGCCAUUUUUAUCCAGCAUGGCGAAAAAUAAGAGGAAAAGGAAACUGAAGGAACAGGACUUCCAAAAGGUGAAGCUGAAAGUCGGAAAGAAGUUACAACCUGCUCAGAAUGCGACUGACACCUCGUUCAAAUCGAGAUCUGUUUUCAUCCCAAACCAGCUUCAGAAACUCGACAGUGAACCAACAAAUCAAAGAAAUCAAACCCUGAAGGAUUUACUUGCCCAAGUGGGCCAUUACAGUGUCACAAUGAGAAAGGAAGCACUAGUUGGUCUUAAGGAUCUGUUUCAGCUCCAUGAGAAUCUUCUGGAAGAAAAUCUUGGAAUUAUAACCAAAAGAGUAGCCGAGAAAAUGACAGACAGCGACCCAUCAGUUCGGCAAUCACUUCUUCUAUUAUUCUGUUUUAUAUUUCCAUUGGUACCACAGGAAAGGAUGGCCCCAUUUUCUCCAAUCGUCAUGGCUCACUUAAGCUGUGCAAUGACACACAUUUAUGAUGACAUUCAGCAUGACUCGCUUGGUUUUCUAGAACUGUGUCUUCAAUACUUCCCAACUUUAAUGGUGACUAGUUCUUCACAGCUGAUUCAAAACUUUGUUGGCAUGAUUUCAUAUCAGGGCACUUCAGGUACUAAGAAGUCAAAAGGAUUAAAGCAAAAAGUAGGAAAAGGACUUUCUGUGAAUCCAAAGGGAAAACUCUCUUCUUUAAGGUCACGUUUAAAAGUCCUACAGCAAUUGUUAGCUUUUUUAAAAGCCUUGGAAUCUUCUACAAAUUCUUGCCAAGCAGAAAGCUCUUUUACAUCAAUGAACCAUGUUGAUGUAUCAAGCAGCAAACCCAUAUUUCAUUUUCAGAAGCAUCUACCAACACAAAUUCAGGUUUUGCAGCAUUCUGUUGAAGAACCAAUGUUACUACCCUUCACCUUUGACAACACCGUAACAUUUGGUAUGCAAUCAGUUAACACAGGAAGUGAGUCCAAUAUUUUAACUGAUGGCCAAAAAACGAAAGAUUUCAUGGAAACAAUUGUGCCUUUACUGUUGGAAUGCUGGGUUGAAUGUAACCCUGCCCAAGUGACAACUGGUCUCCCAGACAGUGUGAUGUCUCCUUCAUCCAUCAAUGUCAUGUUAGCUAUAGCAGAAAUUUUCAAAGUUAUUUUCAAAGCAGCUGAAAGAAAUCAAACAAAGCAUUCCAACAUCCUGGAGCAGACUAAAGUUGAAAACUUCCUGCCUGAUAUAUACAGAGAACUUAAUCAUCACUUUAUGAGCCACUUUCCAUUCACAGCAUGUCAUACUCCAUUGCUUAAGAAAGAGAAAAAGAAGUUUGGAAAAUCAUCUCAACAGGAUGUGGGAGAUAAAAUCAGUUCUUCUGUGUUAACUCUAAACCUUGCAAUCUGUGAAGUAAUGCUACAGUUUGUAAGAAAUGAUGUUGCUUUAAAGAAGAAGUAUCAUUCUGCAGUUCAGAAACUUGAAGACUUUGUUAUAGAAUCACUGCUGUUGAAGGCAAAAGGAGGUGCUUGGGCUCAACAAUUUCAGACAGAGCAUGUGGAGAGUUUAAUCAAGUUUGCUCAUCAGAUUCUUUGUGGAAAACAAGAUUCUGAUACAGCAAGACAACUGCUCAGUGCAACUUUCAACUUGUACCAGUCCAGCCACAUCAUGUGUGGGACAAAGAAGAUGCUGAUGGUGUUUUUUAGCAGCCUUGCAUUUCCUGAGAACCCAGAUGUGUCAAGACAUGAAGAGGUACAUGCAGUGGUUCAGAAAUGGCUCCAAGGAUUGCCAAGUGUGUUGCUGCUGUUGAAGGAUGCCAGCCCAAGCAUGACAGAACUUGUCCUUAGAGACAUGAAAAAGGCAAUGGUGCAAUGUGUCCCACAACCAGAUCACAACUUUUUGGCUCAUCUGUCCUUGUUCUUUUGUGGGUUUUCUGAUUUGUAGAAAUCUGUGAUACUUUGAGUAUAAAUU